AUGCGUUUUCUAUGCACUGUCGCACUAUUGUUGUUUAUCAGUGCCGCUUUUGCUCAAUCUGCACCAUCAAAGGCGUAUGAAAAUGCUCACAUCAGAGUGAAACGUCGUCAUCACCAUCACCACGGGUGGGGCGGUCUAUAUGGCAUGAUGGGUGGGUGGGGUGGUCCAUAUGGCGGGAUGGGUGGAUGGGGCGGUCAAUAUAGCAUGGGGGGAUGGGGCGGUCCAUAUGGCAUGGGUGGAUGGGGAUGGGGACGUUAA
Molecule: messenger RNA, 258 nt
Organism: Ostertagia ostertagi
Lineage: Eukaryota; Metazoa; Nematoda; Chromadorea; Rhabditida; Trichostrongylidae
Source: the annotation of a GenBank genome assembly